This is a messenger RNA of Darwinula stevensoni, 523 nucleotides long. The record is from the annotation of a GenBank genome assembly. Lineage: Eukaryota; Metazoa; Arthropoda; Ostracoda; Podocopida; Darwinulidae.
CUUCCUGUGUCCGUGUGAUAUCCCGCCUCUCUCCCGCUUUUUGUUUCAUUUUCACGCUCGUUCUCGUUCUCUCGGUGUGUUUGCCUCGGUGCACGGUAAACCCCGCUUCCAUUUCACCCCCGCGCAGAGGAAUUUCAACCGAGGCAAGAUGCCUGGCCAACUGAAGAGCGAGAAAUCGGAUUCCGGAGACCCAUCCGCUUUAGAGCGAGCCGUGUCGGCCCAGGUAGAGUUCGAACGGAUGACCCAAGAAGUGGUGACCCAGAUCGAGCUGGUGAACAAGAUCUACCUCAUGGAAGAGGUCCCCGAGGAAGAUGAGGAAGACGAGUUCCUCUCCCUGGAGGAGCUCCUGCUGCCGGAUCCGGAGGAACUGCGCCGAGCGCUCGAGUCCAGCGGCUACCACGUGACCUCAGAUGAUCUGGGGUCCCAAGUGAAGCGCUUCCUCCUCGAGGCGGCUUUCCGCGGCCAAGAUCUCGUCGCCAUGGACACUCAGUGACCUCCUGCUCUAGUCCCGAAUUCCCCCCCC